This is a messenger RNA of Medioppia subpectinata, 1184 nucleotides long. Lineage: Eukaryota; Metazoa; Arthropoda; Arachnida; Sarcoptiformes; Oppiidae. The record is from the annotation of a GenBank genome assembly.
AUGUUUUCGUUGCCUCCCGAAGAGCAACACCCGGCGCCCGAACCGUACUCUUUUGCCUAUACGUCUCCCAACGAUGACGGGACCUUCAAUGCCAGAGAAGAGACCGGCGAUGCCGACGGAAGAGUCACUGGUUUUUAUACAUUACUCGGCGCUGACGGACAACAGAGACGGGUUGAGUACAUCGCCGAUGAGAAUGGAUUCAGAGCUAAUGUAAUCACUAAUGAAAUCGGAACCGAAUCCCAAAAUCCAGCCGACGUUCAGUUUCUCUCAUCGGCGCCGACAGCCGCUGAACUCACCUCUCAGUGGGAAGCGGCCAAUGCUGGCAGACCUCGACCCGCGCCGGGACCUCAAGCCCGACCCAUUGGUCCCAUUGGUAUCGGUGGACCAGCUGUUGGCCCCAUUCCGAGACCACCGAUCGCUGGACCCGGAAUUGUAAGCCCCGGACUUGUUAGACCCCCUCCUCCCAGAGGUCCCAUCGGUGGCAUUAGAGGAUCCGUUGGCAUUCCUCAGGGACCCGGACUUAUUAACGCUCCCAUUGGCCCAAUUGGUGGCGGUAUUGCCGGCGGACAAGGAUUAAGAUUCGGUGGACAGGGAAUCACGGGACCAGUUGGUGGUCAAGUGGGUCCCCUUCCCGGACCAUUUGGUCCGGUUAGCAGUGGCGCAGGUGUUGGCGGAAUACGUAUCGCUGGCGGUCCUAUUGGUGGCCCAAUAAAUGGCGGAUUUACAAGAGUUCAGGGCAUUAAUCCAUUGGGCGGUGGAAUCGGAUUCGUUGGCGUUGGCGGAGGAGCGGCACCGAUUGGCUUUGGCGGACAACAACAACAACAAGGAGGACAGUUUGGUUACGGUUUAAUCCCAUUGGGAGGCAAUUUGCAACAACUACAAGGUUUCCGAGGCUUUGGUGGGCCCGUCGGCAACGGCCAGAAUCUUCAAGGACUGCGAGCCAUACCGAUUGGGAACUACGGAAACGGACAAUACGGACAGUACGGAAACGGUGGCAUCAUUUUGAUUCCGGCGGGCAAUGGGGCCGGUGUUGAAGACCUUUCAGGUGCGUCUAAUGAUCAGCAAAGACUUGUUGGCACCGAAUCCAAGAGAAACGAAGAAUGCGAGAGACGUCAGCAGAUUAGACGACAAUCCAACCAAAAAGUGACCAAAGCUUAAAAUUAUUGGUCACUCAAUUGGACACC